Molecule: messenger RNA, 3147 nt
Organism: Perognathus longimembris pacificus (Pacific pocket mouse)
Lineage: Eukaryota; Metazoa; Chordata; Mammalia; Rodentia; Heteromyidae
Gene: Tmem127
Product: transmembrane protein 127
Exons: 4
Coding region: 198-914 (238 amino acids)
Biological process (GO): negative regulation of TOR signaling; negative regulation of cell population proliferation
Cellular component (GO): membrane
Source: RefSeq, a predicted model, not a curated record
GCGGAGGAAGCCGGAAGUGCUUCGGCCGGGGUCGGCCUGGGCGUUGCGGGAUUGGGGCCUGGGAUCGCUCGGCCCCGGCCGCCGGAGGAGCCCGUGACGGGGCGGCGCGGCGCCAUCCCAGCCCCGAGGCCUGCUGACCGGCAGGCUCUGCGCGCCCCGCGGAGGCCCGCGCCCGGCUGCGGCGGGCGGCCCCGGGCAUGUACGCCCCGGGAGGCUCAGGGCUGCCCGGCGGGCGCCGGCGGAGGAGCCCGGGGGGCAGCGCUCUGCCCAAGCAGCCCGAGCGGAGCCUGGCGUCGGCCCUGCCCGGGGCCCUGUCCAUCACCGCGCUCUGCACGGCUCUCGCCGAACCUGCCUGGCUGCACAUCCAUGGAGGCACCUGUUCCCGCCAGGAGUUGGGAGUCUCGGAUGUGCUGGGCUACGUGCACCCGGACCUGCUGAAAGAUUUCUGCAUGAACCCGCAGACAGUGCUGCUCCUGAGGGUCAUUGCUGCCUUCUGCUUCCUGGGCAUCCUGUGUAGUCUUUCUGCAUUCCUUCUGGAUGUCUUUGGGCCCAAGCAUCCAGCCCUGAAGAUCACUCGUCGCUAUGCCUUCGCCCACAUCCUCACUGUCCUGCAGUGUGCCACCGUCAUUGGCUUUUCUUAUUGGGCUUCUGAACUCAUCCUGGCCCAGCAGCAGCAACAUAAGAAGUACCACGGCUCCCAGGUCUACGUCACCUUUGCUGUUAGCUUCUAUCUGGUAGCAGGAGCUGGUGGAGCCUCAAUCCUGGCCACUGCAGCCAACCUCCUGCGUCACUACCCGACAGAGGAGGAAGAGCAAGCACUGGAACUGCUGUCUGAGAUGGAGGAGAAUGAGCCCUACCCCGCAGAGUAUGAGGUCAUCAACCAGUUCCAGCCACCCCCUGCCUACACACCCUAAUGUCAGCCUGAGCUUGCUUCCUCAGCCGCCCCUGCCCAAUGCCACAGCUCCGCCUCACCCAGAGGAGCGCCUCUCCCCAGCAGGCCAUCCUCACCACGCCUUCCCCAGGAGAGCCUCUGCCUUUCCAGCUGUCCAUGCGUCCCUGCUCUCGGAAGCUGGCGGGGUUCAGUGACUCUCCCCCUACUGCCACACUGCUCCCCUACCAGUCACCCAUCACUUCCAGCCAGGGGCGGGCCACACAGGCUCCCUCCCAGGGGCCGUAUCUUUGGGACUGAGAGUCCCUUUGGGUUGAGGCUGGGAGUGAGUGGGCAGUCCCACAGAGAACUGGUACCAGGGCACAAGGAACUGGGCGGGGACUUGCCCUGUAGGCUCUCUCUCCAUCCCUGUAGCUCUGAGCUGACCCCUUCCCUCCCUCUCAGAGUGCCCCAGGCCCCGGCUGCCCACCGGUGGAUUCUCUGCACUUUACAUGGGUUGUGGUUUUCUGGAAGGACUUGCUGCUGAGUAGCAGAGCACUGGCUCUCUCCAUCCGCCCUGCUGUGGCUUCCGGUGUGCGGAGCCAGGGAAGCAGAGCAGAAGCCAGCCAGGGCCGAGGCCUCGCGGUGCCCCACAGGGUCAGAGGGACAGACCCUCGCUCUCGUGAGCUCUUCACCUUUUAAAAUGAGUAGUUUUAAAGGACAAAAAGAAAAACAAACAGCAGCAACGAUACUGUCUUUUAAAAAGAGGGACAAGGCUGUUGUCAUUUUUCGGAAACGGAUCCGUAAAGCCUUUGGCUCUGCGAUACUUGGAUCCUCGCUAGCUCAGCCUGAGCCUGUGGUCCCUCACUCCUCCCAGUCGCUCUUCCAGCAGAGUGCAGCCCCGGCCCUGGCUCCUUUCCCUCCCAGCCACUGGGGUUCCCUGGGGCCUACCUGUGGCCCCCAAGGGCCUGGGACUGUGGCCUGGCUGGCCGGCCAGCGUGGUGCUCCUCAGGACUGCGGCACUGAGAUGUAACCUGGCCUCAGCUCAGGAACGGGGCCCAGGAGGGCAGGACCCUCAAUUCUCUACAUAGGAACUCCAACCAGUGGCCCAUUGGCUUUGUCAGGACCACUCUGACAGACUAGCAAAGCUGGUUAUAACCUUUAGACUCAGCGUGUCCCCUAGACUGUGACUUGGGGCUACAGCUUGCUGCAUGCCCCUCUCCCCUUCUGGAAUGUACUCUGGUCUUGCAGCGUGCUACUGGCUCUUUCUUGCCCAACCAUCACUCUGGCUUCCCCAUUUUCUCUGGGUCUAGCUCAAUAUUCUGCCCCAAGUGUUUGAAACUCAAAGAGGCCUUCUGUGGCCACAUGGCCAAGCUGUCCUUGUUCAGUGACUAGCUUUUUGGGAAUCAGUGUCCAGUGCUGAUCUAAAUGGAGAUGCUCCAAUCUCCUCCCACUCUUUGGGCAAAAGGCAGUUCAAACAAAUGGAGAAUAAUUGGACACAGUCAUUGAGCUGUGACUGGGAAACUGUCACAUCCCCUCCUUCUCUGUCUAGAUAGACCAGGAAUGAGAGACGGUGCCUGUGUGAGUGAAGACUAUGUCUGCACACAAGUGAUAGGAUACCAGUGUGUACCCCAAGAUGACUCUUACACUCUUCCAGACCCUUCUAAGGCAAGAAAGGCUGCCAUGUUAUAUCUGAGCACAAAGCCAAGGAACUACAAUAAGUCCAUCUUUCUAUAAAAUCCUGAGCUUGUCGCCGGUAGGUGAAGCAUGGCCAGCUCUCCCUGACAUAGGUGUCUGCGCGGGCGGGCCAGAAGACCGGCACCAGACACGCAUGCCAAAGUGAAUGGUCAUGCCGCGAGGACCUUGACAUGACCCUGUGGACCGUUCCACGUGAUUCGGAACCCACUUUUUAUUAGCCUCCCAUGCCUCUGUCCUUUCUUUCUCCCCUGCCAUCCUGUCACUGAUAGUUUGUCAUAUAAAUCUCCUGGUUGUUUUUCUUUUCUAGGAAAAAAAAAUUAAAAGGCAAAACAAAAAGACAGUACAAAUAAGAAUGUAAAUACCAAUGACUUCUUGUCAUUUUUUUCCAGAGCUUUCCCAGUAUGUUUUUUUUUUUUCCUUUCCCCUAGAAGGAAGCAAGAGACAUUAAACUUCUGACACAGAGGGAUUUGUGUGCCUGCACCAUGCAUGACAUUUUUGUCUCCAGGAGCCCCUAAUAGUGAUACCUUUCACUUGCGAAGUUUCCUAGGCCCACAGCUAAGAAGUAACAGGUGGCUCUGCCC